Messenger RNA from Trichoplusia ni (cabbage looper), 2384 nucleotides. It is a transcript of the gene Snx6, whose product is annotated as sorting nexin-6. NCBI's taxonomy places the organism in Eukaryota, Metazoa, Arthropoda, Insecta, Lepidoptera, Noctuidae. Gene Ontology annotation, molecular function: phosphatidylinositol binding. Gene Ontology annotation, biological process: phagosome-lysosome fusion involved in apoptotic cell clearance. The coding region runs from base 149 to 1408 and encodes 419 amino acids. The transcript has 12 exons. The record is from RefSeq and is a predicted model, not a curated record.
UGAGUUUUGACAAUCAUUCUUAUUUUCUUCUGUGUGUCUGUGUACAAAAACUUGCUGUCGCUUAAUUAAAUCGUUAAUUCCAACAAGGAUAAUAAUCGAAAGCGUCCAAAUUAGUUUUUAAACAACAGUACGAAGCUUAUCUCUCAUAAUGAUGGAUUGUGUGGAAGACACCAACCAUGAUCCCCUGUCGGCACCCUCAGUGACGUCUCCAGGCUCUCUAGACCCUAAACUAGACAAGAAGAAACCCAAUGAGAAUGUGUGUUUAGCUGAUAAUAGUUUGUUGGUCGACAUAUCGGAUGCUUUAAGCGAAAAAGAAAAAGUAAAGUUCACGGUACACACUAAAACAACAUUGCCAGAGUUCCAAAAGUCUGAGUUUAUUGUAGUGCGGCAACACGAGGAGUUUGUCUGGCUUCAUGACCGCUACGAAGAGAAUGAGGAGUACGCUGGAUAUAUUAUCCCACCGGCACCCCCCCGACCUGACUUCGACGCUUCCCGGGAGAAGCUCCAACGUCUCGGAGAAGGCGAGGGUGCUCUCACCAGGGAAGAGUUCCUCAAGAUGAAGGAGGAACUGGAAGAUGAAUACCUAGCCACCUUCAAGAAGACUGUAGCCAUGCACGAGGUGUUCCUGCAGCGGUUGGCGGCGCACCCGGUGUUCCGCGGCGACGCUCACUUGCGCGUGUUCCUGGAGUACGAGCAGGAUCUGUGCGCCAAGCCCAGGGGCAGGAUGGAUCUCAUUGGUGGACUGAUGCGUUCUAUGACAACAACGACGGAUGAGAUAUAUCUCGGCGCGACGGUUCGAGAUGUGAACGACUUCUUCGAGCAAGAGACCACGUUCUUGCAAGAAUACUACUCGCAUCUGAAAGAGGCUGUUGCCAAAGUCGACAGGAUGACUACUAAGCAUAAAGAGGUGGCGGACGCCCACAUCAGACUGUCGUCGUGCAUCACUCAGCUGGCCACCAGGGAGCAGCCUCCCACCGAGAGGUUCCUCACGAGAGCCGCAGAGACCUUCGACAAGUGCCGGAAAAUCGAGGGUCGCAUGGCAUCAGACCAGGACCUGAAGCUGGCGGACACGCUCCGGUACUACAUGCGGGACGCGCACGCCGCGAAGGCUGUGCUGGUACGGAGACUAAGAUGUCUUGCGGCUUAUGAAGCUGCUAAUAGGAAUCUUGAAAAAGCGAGAGCGAAGAACAAGGAUGUACAUGCGGCGGAGCAGGCGCAGGCGGACGCGUGCGCUAAGUUCGAGCAGCUGUCGGCGCGUGCGCGGGAAGAACUCAUCGACUUCCGGACUCGGCGGGUCGCGGCUUUCAGGAAAAGUCUAUUGGACCUAGCAGAGUUGGAGAUCAAGCACGCUCGCUCCCAACAGGAGCUGUUCAGGAAAUCUCUACAAGUGCUCAAGGAGUGCCAGUGAACAUGACAUUUUGCUGUCGAAGAGAAAAAGCUCACUGAAAUCACGUCAAAAUACAAUAAUAUACUUAUUAGUAUAAGUUAUGAAAUAUAUCCAAAACUAUCUUACUACAAAAUUGUAGAACAACCGUUUACUAAAAUGUCCUUUUUUUCUAGUUUUAUUUGAAAGAAUUAGGACAAUGGAUAGUCAGACUUGCGACUCUGAGGGUUCCGUACGAAUUGGAUAAAGUUAAAAAACAUGGUUGGGUGAUAAGUAAAUUUAUGAACGCAACAAGCGUUGCUUAACCUCAAUCUGUAUUCGUUGUUAUAGCGACAUUAGAAAUGCAUCAUCUGUCUAAAAUUUAAAUUGUCCAGUUAGUUAUCACGGUUCGUGAGAUACAGCCUAGUGACGGAUGGACUGACAACGCAGUCCCAGUUAUGGCAGUCGUUAUGGUUGUUGUAUGAUUUUGCGGUAUGAUAGUAAUAGACUUUUUAGUCGUAUAUUUAAAUAUAAUUCCCUUAUGUAAAUGUGGUGUUAAGUUUAGAUAAUCACUUGUUUUGGCUAUGCAAUUAUUUUAUAACGAUUCGUUUAUAGAAAGAUGAUAUUUAUUAUGUUAUAGAAUUUUGUUUUAAAAUCGCACACAUGUGCAACAUAUACAAAUCGGACUAGUGACGUCAUUUGUCUUUACAAUGUGUACUGGUAAGUGACGUCACACGAGAUUUCGACUUACCGUGUCAUAUUAAUUUUUUGUUUCAGGUUUAAAAGUAUAGUAAUUAUUCCAUAUCUUUUGGAAAUCUAUCGGAACUUUCGGAUUAAUUAGAUUUGUUUUAGGUAUAUCUUUACUUGAUAUUGUUUUUCUAAAUUCUAGUCUGUUUUUUUUUAACUUGUCUUUCUAAAAACGAGUCGUUUUUAAUAAAGUCUCUGUACUUGUAUGUAUCAUUUAAGAGAAACGUGUUAUAUUUAAAUGUUUAUAUUUUAAGAAAAUAUAUGAUUAUCCUUA